GGAGACGCGUGUGAAAUCACCCAAAGUACUCGCACAAUGAACACCAAAUCCGGAAUCUGUCCUCAACGUCGACCGGUCCAAGCGCCUCGUCAUCGACGAUGUCGACGCCGCCGGAUUCCGAGUCGCCCCUCACGUCGUCAAUGACAACGGAGACCACGACUUCGUCCAAGCCCUCAACAUCCACCGAGAACUCUUCCCCUUCACGCCGCCCCGCACGCCCUAAUCAUGCAACACCUCCCCUCGCGCCACCGUCUACAAAGUCGACCGCGUACAACAAGUUCAUCCUCUACGAGAACCGGCUACGCUUCUACAUCGUCGCCUCCAAUGCUGCCGACUCCCGGCACCGCAUCAUUAAGAUCGACCGCACGACGCAGGAAGAGUUGAGCGUGGUCGAGGACGAGGCCGAGUACAGCGGCAAGCAGAUGACCGCCAUGCUCAAGAUGCUCGACGACGGUAACCGGAGCUCCGGUGGUCUUGGGCGCGGGCGCGUCUUCUUUGGCAUCGCUGGCUUCAUCCGCUUCACCGCGGGCUGGUACAUGGUGCUCGUGUCGAAGCGCUCCGUCGUGGCGCUCCUCGGAGGGCACUACAUCUACCACUGCGAGAACACGGACAUGAUCCCGGUCGCGUUCAACCACAAGAUCGAGAAGCCCGCAGAGGAGCAGCGCCUGAUCAACAUCUUCAAGCAGGUGGACCUGACGAAGAACUUCUACUUUAGCUAUACGUACGAUCUCACGUCUACGCUGCAGCACAACCUCACGACCUCAACACGCCCCAAUACGAGCCCCUGGCCGUUCCACGACCGCUUCGCCUGGAACUUCCAUAUGCUUAGCGCGCCCUUCCAGAACGGCGCCGCUGAUCCUGCAAAGGCACAUUGGCUACUUCCCUUUGUGCACGGGCAUGUAGAUCAAGCGAAACUCACCGUCCUCGGACGCGUCGUCUUCGUCACUCUCAUUGCACGCCGCUCGCGGCACUUCGCCGGUGCACGCUACCUCAAGCGUGGUGUGACAGAUGAGGGGAACGUCGCGAACGAGGUCGAGACUGAACAGAUCGUUUCCGAGGCUCUGACAACGGCCUUCUACUACCCUCCACCAAAGCACUCCACCUGCGAGCAUCAGCGCUGUCGGCAACCGAAUCCACACUACACCAGCUAUGUGCAGUAUCGCGGCAGUAUACCCAUCUACUGGACGCAGGAGCUCAGCAGUAUGACGGCGAAGCCGCCGAUUGAGAUCAACGUCGUCGACCCCUUCUACAGUGCCGCCGCCCGCCACUUCGACGACCUCUUCCGCCGAUAUGGUGCCCCCGUCAUGAUCCUCAACCUCAUCAAGCGACGCGAGCCGGUCCCUCGCGAGUCGAAGCUCCUCGACGAAUACACCGAAUGUGUAAAGUACCUCAAUCAGUUCUUACCAAGGGACAAGAAGAUGAUAUACCGCGCUUGGGAUAUGUCGAGGGCGUAUAAGGAAAAGACGCAGGACGUGAUCAGCUAUCUAGAAGACAUCGCGGAGGAGUCUAUUCAGAUGACCGGCUUCUUCCAUUCAGGCAGCGAACCGUAUGCACACCUGUUGAAGGGACAGAUCGACCUCGACCUCCAACCAUGGCGCUCGUCCAUUGCGCUACAGAAUGGGAUCUGCCGCACGAACUGCGUCGACUGUCUCGAUCGAACAAAUGCGGCGCAGUUCGUAUUCGGCAAACGCGCGCUGGGGCAUCAGCUCUAUGCGCUGGGUGUCGUGGACAACCCGAACCUGUCGUUCGACUCGGAUGCUGUCAACAUGCUGACAGAGAUGUAUCACGAUCAUGGUGAUACUAUCGCGUUACAGUAUACUGGCAGUGCGCUCGUGAACCGCGUCGAAACUUACCGUCGAAUGCCUCACUGGAAUUCGCACUCUCGGGACAUAAUCGAGAAUAUCCGGCGCUUCUACACUAAUUCCCUGCUCGAUGCGGACAAGCAGACCGCAAUCAACCUCUUCCUAGGCGUGCAGAGCGAGCGCGUCAUCACGAAGGCACCUGUACGCGGCGGCUACCGCUCUUGGUACCACAAAGAGUACCUCGAGCCCGCCUACGACCUCACCCGCUGCGAGCAAGCCCUCCACAACUUCGUCAACGAGCGCGGCGACUUCUGGAUCGAGUACUACCGCCCGCUCCUCUUCACCUCCCUCGGCAAGCACUUCGCGUAUUCUAUGAAUAGUACGCUCAAGCUCCCGGGCAAGACCGCGAAGGACAUGAAUCACUCCCCGUUCGAGGCGCACGGCCCGCAUGCGGGGAAGCGGCGGUCGAGCCAGCGGUUGGCGAGCCAGAGCCAUGCGGCGGCGGCGCAGGGGAAGGCGAAGCGCCCGAAGUCGGUGACGACGACGGAGACGGGGGAUGCGGGGGAUUAUCCGGCGGAUAGGACCACCGCGACGUUGGCGAGGCAUCAUCUGCAGCCAAGUGUGCCGUUGCGAGAGGUUGAGCAGUAUCAGGGAUACAUCGACCAGUGUCAAGAACUCAUGGAGAAUCCAACCGGACGAGGGGACAGACGCGACGUGGAUAUCUACGUCGCCGCCGUUCGCGCUGCCCACUGGGACGGACCUGACUCAUCUGAGGAGGUACCUCGCGAGUUCGUGUCGUAUGUUGAGCGCGGCUCGGCGGCGUACCUGCACAAUGCAUGCAGGAAGGAGUUUUUCCCUGUGAAGUAUGACUAUGAAAGGUUUCUGACGAGCGCGGGGAUCUGAGAGGACAAGGCGCGCUUGUUCUCUCCAUAUUUUCUCCGCGAUAAUAUGUACCUGGUUCAUGCACAUUGUACACUAUGCAAUUUUCGGAUCGAAUGCACCUGGAUAGCUUGCUGCUGUCUUCCAAGCGGCCGUCGUGCCCG
This is a messenger RNA of Schizophyllum commune H4-8, 2845 nucleotides long. RefSeq lists its product as uncharacterized. Lineage: Eukaryota; Fungi; Basidiomycota; Agaricomycetes; Agaricales; Schizophyllaceae. The record is from RefSeq and is a predicted model, not a curated record. Gene Ontology annotation, cellular component: intracellular membrane-bounded organelle. Bases 99 to 2705 code for a protein of 868 amino acids. Gene Ontology annotation, biological process: phosphatidylinositol dephosphorylation. Gene Ontology annotation, molecular function: phosphatidylinositol-3,5-bisphosphate 5-phosphatase activity. The transcript is spliced from 9 exons.